AUGGCGGUGGCUGUGUGUGUAGCUGGUCUGCAGGCUGUCCUGUCUCUGCUGCUGCUUGGUAUGAGCGAGGCAUCCUCCAUAGUGAACAUGCGUAGAGUCACCCACCCUACCAUACGAGAGCCCCUGGCUGGCAUCGCCCACCUCCCCUGUGUCUUCACCCUCCAGCCCAGUGAGCUCAGCCCUUCCAGCCAGCCUCCCCACAUCCAGUGGACCCGAACCUGGAUAKCGCAGGGUGGAGAGGGGGCUCCACUGGAGCAGAUGGUUCUCUCAGCGAAGGGUGAUAUGGUGAAGGUGAAUAAGGCUUUCGCUGGCCAGGUCAGGUUGCUUGGAUACGCUGCUAACAACCUAAAUGCUACCAUGGAGAUCUCAGGCCUCCGUAGCAACGACACAGGCACCUACCAGUGCCAGAUUGUGGUUGUAGAUGACUACGAGCGAGACAUAGUGCCCCUUGUGGUCACAGGUGUGGUAUUCCAUUACUGGUCUCCUAGCGACCGUUACGCCCUCUCAUUUGAUGACGCUAAGUGGGCCUGUCAGGAGAACUCCGCCCUCAUCGCCACGCCCAACCAGCUGUGGGCAGCGUUCCAUGACGGUUACUCCAACUGUGCUGCCGGAUGGCUCUCUGACCAGACUGUCCGCUAUCCUAUCCAGUCACCAGAGCUUGGUUGCUAUGGACACCAGGAAUACUCAUCUGGUGUGAGGAAUUAUGGGAAAAGAGACGCUAAUGAGCUGUUCGAUGUCUACUGUUUCAGCAGGGAACUGGAGGGUGAGGUAUUUCAUUCCUGGGUCCCAGGGCGUCUGUCUUUGUCCUCUGCCUCAGAACGCUGCGUCUCCCUGGGGGGACAGUUAGCCACGGUGGGACAGCUCUACCUGGCCUGGAGGACAGGACUAGACGUCUGUGCUCCAGGCUGGCUCUCUGACGGCAGUGUCCGCUACCCUAUCACCCAGCCCAGGCAGGGCUGUGGAGGGGACCAGCCAGGGGUCCGGACCGUUGUACCCAACACCAAUGGAACCACAACCAGCAGCGGAUCAGCCAAUGCUACAGAUGCCAUACCACUCUAUGACGCCUAUUGCUACAGAGGGAACGUGAAGAAGCCAGGCCCCAUCUCUAGGAUCUACACGUCUUUGUGGAAGCCUUGGAGCCAGCUGACCGACUCCAGCCACUCAGACAACCUGGGAACAGACAGUCCUGCCCUGGCUACUGAGACCACCAGCAGCACACCAACCACCGUCACAGAGAGCCGUAACCUUUCACCAUCUGAUGACCUCACACCCUCAAACUGGACCGGAUUGGUUGAUCUGGAGGYAGAGGCCCACUCUUCCACAGAUCCCUGGUCCUCCGAGUCCUCUGAGGGGUAUGUCACCCUGCAGCUGAGCCCAGGAGAGAGCUCUCUAGCCUGGGGAGACCUGGGAGACAUGMACCCUGACUCUGGAGCUUUCCUCAGACCUCCAGCCACACCCAGCCCCAGUCCAAGUACUACCACUCAGGAAGACCUAUCACCAUCGACCCCAGCUGACAGAAAGGUGAUGGCCAAGAUAGUGAAGUCCAUGUGGAAGCCGUGGAACUACCUGGCAGAAGGUACCCCAGGAACAGGCAGUCCAGAGGGGGAGAGAAAGGGAAGUGCAGCAGGAACUCUGACAGACAGUGUGGCUGUACCCACCGGCUCUCCUGCUCCAGGUUUAUCCUCAUGGGGUGGUGGGUGGUGGGAUGGCUCAGGACUGGGGGACCUAGAUGAUACACCACCCACUGGUGAGCCGUCGUCCUCCCCUGGUGAGCCGUCGUCCUCCGCGGGUGAGCCGUCGUCCUACCCUGGUGAGCCGUCAUCUCCCCUGGUGUGCCGUCGUCCUCCCUGGUGAGCCGUCGUCCUCCUGGUGUG
Salvelinus sp. IW2-2015 is the source of this 1874-nucleotide messenger RNA. RefSeq names its product neurocan core protein. Gene Ontology annotation, molecular function: hyaluronic acid binding. Gene Ontology annotation, cellular component: synapse; perineuronal net. Lineage: Eukaryota; Metazoa; Chordata; Actinopteri; Salmoniformes; Salmonidae. The record is from RefSeq and is a predicted model, not a curated record. Gene Ontology annotation, biological process: positive regulation of neuroblast proliferation; central nervous system development; glial cell differentiation.